AGAAGGCCGGUUCGGCCAGCUGGGCCUCUAUCUCCCUUCCCUUCUUCUUCCAUGAGAUCGCACAACCCGCGGCAUCUCCUCUUCGACCACGAUCGGUCGAUCGACAACUGAGAAGCCCUAGCUUAAUCCCAAUGGCCGCGAGCCUGUGGCGAUCGGUGUUCGGAUCCACAGCGUUGGCCGCCGCGGAGGAGGACGGCGGCGUCGCGUUCUGGUCCAACCCUGAGCGCGCCGGGUGGCUGACCAAGCAGGGCGAGUACAUCAAGACGUGGCGCCGCCGCUGGUUCGUUCUGAAGCAGGGGAAGCUCUUCUGGUUCAAGGAUUCCCAGGUCACCCGCGCCUCAAUCCCCCGCGGCGUCAUCCCCGUCGCUGCCUGCCUCACCGUCAAAGGCGCCGAGGACGUCAUCAAUCGAGCCUUCGCCUUCGAGCUCUCCACACGAUCCGAGACCAUGUACUUCAUCGCCGAUUCCGAGAAGGAAAAGGAGGAGUGGAUCAAUUCCAUUGGCCGAUCCAUUGUCCAGCACUCCCGGUCGUUGGCCGAUGCCGAGGUCGUCGACUACGACAGCGUCAGGCGUGCUGCCAUAACUUCGUCCUCCACUGAUGCGAAACCCUCCAGCACCGAUCAAGAAUAGCUGAUCCAUGAUGUACAAAUAGGUGCGCCUCUAUAAAUCUAGGGUUUGUAUUUUGUCACUAUGUUUUGAGUAAGCUCAAUGAUGCGAUUUCUUCUUGUUGAUUGGAGAUAUCUGGGCAAUCUCCAUGUUUAGUUGGAUGCUACGUCGAUAAUGGUGUCUUACCUUUCAUCUGCUUAACAACUUAAUCGGCUUGUAAAAUUAUCCUUUCAAUAAUUUCAGACAUCAUGUUCCUCUUGCA
Molecule: messenger RNA, 867 nt
Organism: Zingiber officinale
Lineage: Eukaryota; Viridiplantae; Streptophyta; Magnoliopsida; Zingiberales; Zingiberaceae
Product: pleckstrin homology domain-containing protein 1-like
Exons: 1
Coding region: 132-629 (165 amino acids)
Source: RefSeq, a predicted model, not a curated record